This is a messenger RNA of Danio aesculapii, 981 nucleotides long. It is a transcript of the gene or71at1, whose product is annotated as odorant receptor, family 71, subfamily AT, member 1. Gene Ontology annotation, cellular component: membrane. Bases 1 to 981 code for a protein of 326 amino acids. The transcript has a single exon. Gene Ontology annotation, molecular function: G protein-coupled receptor activity; olfactory receptor activity. NCBI's taxonomy places the organism in Eukaryota, Metazoa, Chordata, Actinopteri, Cypriniformes, Danionidae. The record is from RefSeq and is a predicted model, not a curated record. Gene Ontology annotation, biological process: G protein-coupled receptor signaling pathway.
AUGGCAGGAAACCUUUCAAAUCCUACUUUCACGUUCUACCUCAAAAUUGCAAAAUUUGAUAUCGAAUCCAAUUUAAAGUAUCCCGUGUUCUUCGCUGGAAUUCUGGUCUACAUGUUCUCUGUGAUCUGCAAUACAACUAUUCUAGGACUGAUCAUCAGCCAGAAAAGCCUUCACAAGCCCAUGUUCUACAUCCUGUUCAGCCUCCCAUUGAUCGACUUAAUAGGAAUCACUGCCGGUCUGCCCAGGGUGCUUGUGGACAUUGUAACCGAAACGAAUGAUGUCUACUACCCUACAUGCGUUCUCCAGGCUUUUUUGAUACAUUUAUAUGGAGCUGGCACACUUUUUUUACUGGCAGCCAUGUCCUUAGACCGAUACAUAGCAAUAUGCAAUCCACUCAGAUACAACUCUAUCAUGACUCCUAGUAGAAUAUCUGGGCUCAUAGCAUUUGCAUGGGGCCUUGAUUUUGCCGUAAUAACCGUCUUAUUUUCUCUGCAGGCCAGACUAGUGAAAUGCAAGUCUUUUAUCACAAACGUGUACUGUGACAACCCAUCUUUAAUUUUGCUUUCGUGUGGAGGCGAUUUGAGUGUGAACAACAUUUAUGGUUUAUUUCUGACAGCAUUUAUUCAGAUAACCAGUGUCUUUAUCCAGAUGUUCUCCUACGGAUGCAUUGUAAUCACAUGUGUGAAGCAAACACACGCUGAUUCAAGGGUUAAGGCUUUAAAUACUUGUGUGGCUCAGUUCACUACGUUUAUUCUCUUCGAAAUGGUGACGGCUGUUGCUAUUAUAUCAUAUCGGAUUCCUGAAUUUCCUCCCACUGCACAGAGAGUUUGUGGCUUGAUGAUUUAUGCUGUCCUGCCAGUUGUCAAUCCAGUUAUAUAUGGACUGAAAAUGAAAGAUAUCAGAAUAGCAUUGUUUGUGGUUUUAAGAAAGCACAAAGUUGUUGCAGGUAAAAAAACAGAUGUUGUUAAAAUCAGAAAAUAA